UGUAUUUUCUUCUCUUAAAUUUUAUUUGUAGGCUGAAAUGGAGCAAAUACAAACUCAAGAAAGUGAAGAUGAUAACCAAUCAAUUGACCCAUUUGCAACAGUCAUGGGACCUGAACACCCAGGUCGCAUAAGGUUGUAUGGUCGUGGGGUUACAAAGACUAUCUUGAAACAAAAAUCUGGAAAUUCUGGACCCUCUUCAAAGACUACUGAUGAGAUAAUGGAGCAAAAAUUGAAGGAAAUGGAAGAGAGAAUGCAGCAAAGGAUGCAGAAAAACUUCGAGGAACAACAGGAAACUUGGCGGCAACAAAUUACACUUAAUGUUGUUGCACAACUUCAGCAUAUUAACCCAGAUUUACGAAUUGAUCCUAAUAUGCUAGCAUUCGGUGGUCGUUCACUCGGAGAAGCUUCCUCUGCACAACAAGCUGCAAUUCAACUAAUCAAUCGUCCAUCUACUGGCAGUACUAAUCAAGACCAACAUCUGCUUGGAAAUGCCACCAGUCCAACAUGCCAUGUACAGACUUUAGAAGAAGACAACAGGCCACCCACAUCCAAUGCAUUGCAGACAGUUCUUGUGGCCACUCAUAAGCAGCAAAAAAGAAAAUGA
Molecule: messenger RNA, 604 nt
Organism: Nicotiana attenuata
Lineage: Eukaryota; Viridiplantae; Streptophyta; Magnoliopsida; Solanales; Solanaceae
Exons: 2
Coding region: 38-604 (188 amino acids)
Source: RefSeq, a predicted model, not a curated record